Molecule: messenger RNA, 593 nt
Organism: Heterotrigona itama
Lineage: Eukaryota; Metazoa; Arthropoda; Insecta; Hymenoptera; Apidae
Source: the annotation of a GenBank genome assembly
AUGGAAAUAGACAAAGAAUUUUGGGAGGAAUUUAUAAAUAUUUACAAGUUACAUGAAUGUUUGUGGAAUAACAAAAUAGAAGCAUAUGCAAACAUAAACAUGCGUAAUGCUGCAUAUAAUAAACUAAUUGAAAAAUGCAAAGAAAGAUAUCCAGCUGCUAACAAAGAUUUUGUUACUAAAAAAAUUCAUAGUAUGAGGUGCAGUUUCCGGAGAGAGUUAAAAAAAGUGCAAUUGUCAAAACGAAGCGGCAGUUCUGCGGAUGAUGUAUAUAUCCCAACGUUGUGGUACUAUAAUCAACUAAAAUUUAUCACAGAAUGUGAAAUAUCUCGUCAGGGAAUGUUGGCUUUGGAUGAUGAAAUAAAAAAUGAACCGGUAGAAAAUAAUAUUGAAGAUGAGGUUUAGACAGACAACAAUUAAUUAUCGCCGAAAAAAUAAUUGCGGAAACAAUUUAUUAUGGAAAAUUGAAAAAAUUAAAUGAAAAUUCAAGAAUAGCAUUAAAUAAUCAAAGUAUUCCUGCGCAUUAUAUUUCAUAUAAUGUACUACCUCAAUAUCCCUUUAGCGCUGCACAAUAUUCAUCAAAUACAAAUAUCUAA